Guillardia theta CCMP2712 is the source of this 819-nucleotide messenger RNA. RefSeq lists its product as hypothetical. The coding region runs from base 1 to 819 and encodes 272 amino acids. The record is from RefSeq and is a predicted model, not a curated record. NCBI's taxonomy places the organism in Eukaryota, Cryptophyceae, Pyrenomonadales, Geminigeraceae. Gene Ontology annotation, biological process: chromosome segregation; peptidyl-serine phosphorylation; intracellular signal transduction. Gene Ontology annotation, molecular function: protein serine/threonine kinase activity. Gene Ontology annotation, cellular component: nucleus. The transcript has 13 exons.
AUGUCUGCCAAGGAGGACAAGUCUCUGCAAAGGUUCGAGCUGACUUCAAGGUCGUCAUCGUCUGUAACGGGGACGGAAACGACAUCUAGCGGAAGGCCCAUGCACGAGGCCGAUACCAACAGGCCAAACGUUGAGAACAAUCGUGGAGAGCUUGCGGCUACGGGUUGCAGAGUUGACCAGACGUACAUGUUGAGGAGAGUGGAGAAAGAAAAUGACAACAUUGCAGAGAGUGAGGAUGUGAGGCAAGAUAUGGAGCGAUUUGUUGGUAUGCAGGUUUUGCAAACUCUGUGCUCUGAAGACGAAGUGAUUUUGGUUGCUAUCAGUCAGAAGAACAUAAGAGGAGCAAGAAAGCAGAGGAAAUCGCGUCCUCCUCCGCAAGGCUGGGACAUUUCACCAGUGAGGAAGCGAGUCGCAAAGGACCACAAGAACGGGCUGAAGGAGGUUUGGGUAGAAGGGACAGACUUUAUCAGAUUGAAGAGUGAACAACAAGCUCUAGAGCUUGAGUUUGCAAAGAUCGACAGAAAGAUCGACAUGCUGCACUCGGAGGAAAUUCUGAAGGAGCAGAUCAAGAAGUUGCAGUCAAAGAGGCAAGAGAUUCAUUCUUGUGAUUGCUCCAAAUCGGAACUAGACAGGCAGUGCAGAGUGAGGCUCUUCGACGUGUUUGAGAUCGACAAGAACUCUUUCUGCACAGUGCUGGAGAUGUGCCACGGAGACCUCGAGACUCAUCUGAACAGAUGCGGGCCGCUCUGUGAAGAAGAAUGUCGGACAAUCAUGAGACAGGUUCUGUCUGGUCUUGCUUACCUUGACAGUCUCAAGUAA